Messenger RNA from Magnolia sinica, 681 nucleotides. Its product is annotated as homeobox-leucine zipper protein HAT22-like. Gene Ontology annotation, biological process: regulation of DNA-templated transcription. NCBI's taxonomy places the organism in Eukaryota, Viridiplantae, Streptophyta, Magnoliopsida, Magnoliales, Magnoliaceae. Bases 1 to 681 code for a protein of 226 amino acids. Gene Ontology annotation, molecular function: sequence-specific DNA binding; DNA-binding transcription factor activity, RNA polymerase II-specific. The record is from RefSeq and is a predicted model, not a curated record. The transcript has 3 exons.
AUGGAAGAAGAAGACUCAUGCAAUACAGGACUUGUUCUUGGGGUCGGCCAUGGAAGCCUCCCGUUUGAGCCCCACCACGAUCUACUGCAACGAAAACCGCCCAUCAGAUUACAUAUCCUGUUCCCGACUCAUACCGACCGUCCGAUCGUAGAAGAACAGAACGAGGUAUACAGAUCAAAAUCAAAGGCUACAAAUGAAGAAGAAGAAGAUGUUAACAGUAAUAGUGAUAUGAACAUAAAAAACAUUGCAAGGAAGAAACUCAGGCUCACCAAAGAACAAUCAAGCUUGCUUGAAGAAACUUUCAAAGACCAUAAUACCCUUACUCCGAUGGAGAAGCAAGAAUUAGCGGAGCAGUUGAAUCUACAACCCCGACAAGUCGAAGUUUGGUUCCAAAACAGGAGAGCUAGGACUAAGUUGAAGCAAACCGAAGUCGACUGUGAGUUCCUGAAGAAAUGUUGCGAGAGCUUGAGUGAUGAAAAUCGAAGAUUGAAGUUGGAAUUGCAAGAAAUGAAGUCGAUGAAGCUCCGAUCACCGCCGUUUAUUGUUCAGCUGCCGAAGACGGCCGCUGCCACAAUGACUAUGUGUCCAAUGUGCCAAAAUGUCACGACAAACAAGGGAAAAACUGUGAAAAAGGAAUUCCAUGUCCAUGGGACAAUCAAAGAUUACUCAAUGCCAUGUUAA